Messenger RNA from Benincasa hispida (wax gourd), 1482 nucleotides. RefSeq names its product Glutaredoxin family protein. NCBI's taxonomy places the organism in Eukaryota, Viridiplantae, Streptophyta, Magnoliopsida, Cucurbitales, Cucurbitaceae. The record is from RefSeq and is a predicted model, not a curated record.
CCCACCACAUUUCCAAUUCCACCCUUCUAUAAACCAUAAACUCAAACACCCAGAAAAAAAUUAGUUAAAAAAUAACUUUAAAAAAUCCCAUACCCAGACGCCGGAAAGUUCAUCGACGGCAAUGGGGUGCUCCUCUUCGAAGCGAAUCGAGGCCACCGUCGAUGUAUACCGUCCAGCGCCCGCGAGCUUUGCGGUUUUUGACAUAAACGCCAUAGAGGAGCCUUGGGUUAAAGUCAUGGAUGAGCUGCCGCCAUCGCCCGCGGCGGACUCGGUAAAGGAGGAGAAACCGCCGAUUGUUCCGGUUCCGAUUCUGGAGAAGCUCAGUAGUUUCGAGUCUGAAGCUCCUCAUUCGUGGGAUGAGGUUAGUAAAGCCCUUGAAGACCUCAAACCUGCUCUCCGCCCUGUUACAGGACCACCGCCGACGAAACCCCCUGCCGUCCCCGCCGUCGUCGUCGCUAAACAACCUCCACGUAAGAGCUCGAGUUUCCACACAGUGGCGGAGCUCGACGCUAAGUUGUCGCCCUCCGCCAAGCCGGCCGCCGAGUCUAAACCUUCUGGGUUGAGGAAAGCGGCGUCUCUUAGACCCGGACCGGAAAAACCCGAGCCAAGAACCGGAGACCCAGACCGGUUCAAGUCGGUUAAGGAGAACAUAUUUCUAGUGAGGGACAGAGAGGAGAGAGAAAGAGAGGGGCAGAAACCGGUCCGGUUCGACCCGCUGAGCGAGUUUCCAGAGAGAUGCCCGCCGGGAGGGGCGGAGACGGUGGUUCUAUAUACGACGUCGUUGAGGGGCGUACGGCGGACGUUUGAGGACUGUAACAGAGUGAAGUCGGUACUGGAGUUGCAGCAGGUGGUCGUCGACGAGCGUGACGUGGCGUUGCACGGCGAGUUUUUGAAGGAGCUCAAGGAGUUGCUCGGAGACGAGGCGACGGUGCCGAGGAUGUUUGUGAAGGGAAGGUAUAUCGGAGGGGCAGAAGAGGUUGUAGCACUAAAUGAAGUGGGGAAGCUUCGGAGAAUACUACGACGAGCAGCGGUGGAGACGGGAGCAGGUCGUCAGGGGUGCGAAGGGUGCGGCGGAGCGAGAUUUGUGCCAUGUCUGGAGUGUGGAGGGAGCUGCAAAGUGAUAAAAGGGGAGACAAAGGAGAGAUGUGGAGCUUGUAAUGAGAAUGGUUUGGCUCAUUGCCCUGCCUGUUAUUAAAACAAUCCUUGAUGGCAAAGAAUAAUGGAGGAAGAUGAUGAAUAUGAACUGCAUUUUUAUACUUGUGUUUCUUCAAUGUCAUUUAUACUUAAAAAUGCUUGUGGAAUUUGGGUGUUUGGAUGAAGGGAAAAUUGAAAGAGAAAGUUGUGAAAUAAGAGGAUGGAGGGGAUAUAUAAUGAUCAAUUUUAAGUAAUGGGAUCAUGUGAUCUUUUGGUUAGAUUAUUGUAAAAAAUUUCUACACUUGUUUAUAUGGCUUCAAUAUAUGUUUAUAAUUCGAAUUCACUUUC